Messenger RNA from Balaenoptera acutorostrata (minke whale), 4020 nucleotides. Its product is annotated as coiled-coil domain-containing protein 185. The transcript has 3 exons. The record is from RefSeq and is a predicted model, not a curated record. The coding region runs from base 243 to 2123 and encodes 626 amino acids. Lineage: Eukaryota; Metazoa; Chordata; Mammalia; Artiodactyla; Balaenopteridae.
CUCCCCCCUUCCCCUCCCCUCCUCCCCCCUCCUCUCACCGCGCGGGGUGCUAGGAAGGCUGGGGUGGGCGAGGGCCGAGGGCCGAGGGCUGCGGCAACCGGGGGGCGGAGGCGCAUUGUGAAGUGGCCAGAGCGUCACAGGCGGCCCGGACCCCCGGGAUCCGAGGGCGGGGCGGGUCUCCGCAGCGCCCCCCGUGAGGUCCAGGGACCCUGGCUCAGACGCUGGGCGCGCGGGGAGGGAGCAUGGAGGGCUUCGGCCGCUUCUCCCCGUGGCCUCACUCGGACCUCUGGGAGGCCCCGCCGCCCCGCAAGGAGCGCGCAUCCUCGGCGCGGCUGGGCGGGUCAGGGCCGCAGAGCGAGCAGGGCCUGUGCUCCCGGCCCGGGACUCCCCGCGAGCGGAGCGAGGCCUCGGCGCCCUGGCCGCACCUGCGCUGCUCGCCCACCCCGCGGCCCCGCCGGCGCCGGUACCCGGACUUUCCGCCUGAAAGCCGCAGCCUGACCGACGUGGCCCGGAGGCCCCCGGACCACGCCAGGAAGCACCGGCCCCGCAGCCGGCGCCUGGAAGACGCCUGGGGGGAGGCGGGUACCAAGCCCCUGGAGCAGGGAGGCAGGCCGCCUAGCCCGGCCUGGCAGCAGCAGCCCCAGCUGCCACCGCAACAGCCUCAGCCCUGCCAGCACUACCCUCCGGCCCGGGGAGAUUCGCCCCCACCUUACCCGCGGGGAGCUUACACUCCCCCGAGUGGAACUUUCGGGGUAGAAAAGGUGCAGAGCGGAGACCAGUGGGCAGUGCCGGCCUGCAGAGGUCUCGGUCGCUGGUCCCUUUCCUCGGUUCACACGAAGAAGUGUUCUGUGCCCUCCAGAGAGUUCGGGACGCAGUCAGGUUGCGUGUACCUCCAGAAAAGAUACCGUAAUGAUCCGGUGGAGUCCUUAGCCAGCCAGUACUCCCAGCCCUCGCUCUCCAGCAAGGCGAUGCAGAACCAGCACACCCAGAUCCUCAAGAACAAGCUGGAAGAGGCAGUAAUGUCCUCCAGGGACCGGAAGAUUGUGGCCCUGGUGCUGACCUGGCUCAAGAAGGCCCAGAGGAUGCGGGAGCUGCAGCAGCAGGCGGCCCUAGCCUGGGAGGAGCUGAAGCGCUCGGACCAGAAGGUCCAGUUGACCCUAGAGACAGAGCGCAAGCUGCUGCUGCAGCAGAGCCAGGAGCAGUGGCAGCAGGAGAAGGAGCAGUGUGUCCGACGGCGGGACCGGCAAGCGACGAACACGAGCCGGCAGGAGCGCAGGUGGAAGGCGCAGCUAGGGGACCAAGAGAACCAGCGCCAGGAGAAGCUGGAGGGGGCCCCCUCUGAGACCGAGGCCAAGCGCGGGACGCAGUACCAGGUGCAGCGCCUGCAGGAGCACGAGAGGAUGAUGCAGGACCUGCGGGAGCAGAACAGCCUGCAGCUGCAGAAGAGGCUGAAGCAGGUCUGUCUAAAGAGGCAUGUGCACACCACCGAGGGCCAGAAGAAGAUCCAGGAGACCCGUCUUAGCUCCCUAGUCAAUUACCAGGCCCAGAAGGUCCUCAGGGACUGCCAGGCCAAGGCUGAGGAGCUCCUUAGGAAGCUGUCCCUGGAACAGUGUUCCCAGUGGUCCCAAGAGAUCCCCCAGGGCCUGAUUAAGGAGCAUCACCGGGAGCCGAAGGAGAAGGUCAAGAAGGAGGAGGAGCAGUGCCAGCAGGUCAAGGGGUGCGCGGAAGAGUCCGGGGAGCAGAGGAAGGGGCACGAGCGGCUGCCCGUGGAGCUCGCGGACCAGAAGAUCCUGCAGACCAGGAGUAACGUCCACAGGAAUAUCAGCGACAAGGUGCAGCAGAUUCGGGAGCUCAACAUCCUGCGGGAGAAGAAUCAUCACAUCCUGAAGCUGAAAGCCGAGAAGGAGGAAAAGUGCCACAUCGAGCGCAUUAAGGAAGCCAUUAGGAAAAAGGAGCGGAAGAUGGAGCAGAUCUCGCGAGAGAAAGAUGCACCCUUCGGUGAAUUCCAAAAGAUCUCCAGGGCCUCCAGGGCAGACAACGUGAGAAAGUUUGCCAACAACUUCUUUGAUCCGAUAGGGCGGGAGGCCCAGGUUCGAGCUGGGCAGCAGAGAGGAGGCCACUGAGAACCUGACGACAAAUAGCUUACAGCCCAGGCGGCUAGAAAGAGAUGUGGCAAUGUGAUUCGUUUUAUAAUCUGAUUAUAAUUGAGCAUUCAUUUUUUAAAAGUGUAUAAAAUAGCUGCAAUUUCGUCUGAUGAACUAGUUUAUUAAUUCAUUUGGAUGGUUGAGAGGGUUGGGGUAGAAAUUUGGAAAUUUUAAGAAAAUUACUUGCCUUUGUACAUUUGGAUUUAAGUAGAAAAUAUUCAUUUAGUUCUCAAGUAAUCUUAGAAGCAUAUGUCAGACACAUCUUUGAGGAACCAAAGAAAAAUCUACAGUGGGGAAUACAGUUCUGUGUCAUGAGCUAAUGCUGUUCCAGCCAAAUGCUGUGUACAUUCCCAGCAUUCUAGGAAAGUGCUUAAAAUAUCUCAGACAGACGUCCCAUGAAUCUAACUCUUCCUCUUGACAUAGAACAGUGUGAGAGAAUGCCAGAUAAAACAGCAGAUCCAGUCCUGCAAUACUCAAAAUGUCCAGGUUUCAAUUCAAAAUCACACUUCGUGUCAAGAACCAAGAAUAUCUCGAACUGAAUGAAAAAGACAAUAGGUGUCAAUGUGAGGAUGACAAAUGUUAGAAAUAUCUAAAGAUCUUAAAGAAGCCAUGAUAAAAAUGCUUCAACAAGCAAUUAUGAACACACUUGAAACAAGCAAAAUAUAAAAUUGUCUUGGCAAAUAGAAAGCCUCAAAAAAAAAAAUACGAGAUAUAAAGAAGAACCAAAUGUAAAUUUUAGAACUGGAAAACACAUUAACAAAAAUAAAAAGCUCAGUGGAUGAGCUAAACAGCAGAAUGGAGGGGACAGAAGAAUCAGUGAACUGUAAGACAGAACAAUAAAAAUUACCAACUCUGAGAAAUAGAAAAUUACCAAAAAAAAAAAAAAAAAAAAAAAUAGCAGAGCCUCAUGGACCUGUGGGACUAUAACAGAAGUUCUAACAGUCAUGGCAUGUCCCCAGAGGAGAGAAGUAAGAAGGUAGGGCUGAAAAAGUGCUCAAGGUAAUAAUGGCUGAAAACUUUUCAAAUUUGGUAAAGAGCUAACCCUACAUAUUCAAGAAGUUGAGUGAACCCCCCCAAAAGAGUAAACCCAUAGAAAUCCAUAAGACAUAUCAUAGUCAAACUUCUAAAACUGAAGAAAAGAAAAAAAUUCUUGAUCAGAGAAUGAGAAAAUAAGCCACAGACUGGGAGAAAACAUUUGCAAAAGAGUGGCUAUAUUAAUAUGAGACAAAGUGCACUUCAGAGCAAAAAUUACCAUAGACAGGACCAUCAUAAACUUACAAGAGAGUCAAUCCACUGAGAAGACAUAGUUCUAAACAUCUAUGUAUAAACAACAGAAUUACAAAAUAUAUGAAGCAAAAACCAAUAGAACUAGAAAAAGGAAUAAAAUCACAGUUGCAGCUGGAGACUUGAACACCCUUCUCUCAACAAUUGAUAGGACUUCUAAAAAGAAAAUCAACAAAGAUACAGAAAAACUUAACACCAUCAACUAACAGGAUCUAAUCAACAGUUACAGAAAACCCCAGCCAGCAGCAGCAGAACACACAUUCUUUUCCAGCACUCAUGGAACAAAUAGCAAGAGAGAUCAUAUCCUGAUCCAGAAAAUAAACUCAGGACAUUUAAAUUAUUGAAAUCAUACAAAAUGUGUUCUCUGACCACAAAAGCAUCAAACUAGAAAACAAUUACAAUGAUACCAGGAAAAUCUCCAACAGUUAGAAAUUAAUCAGAACUCUUCUAAACAAUCCCUAAGUCAACGUCUCAAAGGAAAAUUUUUAAAAUACAUUGAAUUUAAUUAAAAUAAAAUGUCAGAUUUGUGGGACACAGCAAAAGCAGUGCUGAGAGGGAAAUUUAUAGAAUUAAGUACAUUUAAAAAGGCAAA